AUAAUUUAUAUGAUAUUAUUACUCCAACGAUUAACAAAAGAAGUCGUACUUAUAUAUUUUCUCAACAAUCUUAUCGUGGUUCGAUCCUCGAUCCCAACACGCUGCACACGGCGAGAUUUCACCAGUGUGCUGGGUAGGCGGUAAUGGUGGCUAACGCGUCCAUGGAUACCCCUGACGAGACUUGUAGGUCAAGCACCCUGACUGAAGUAAGUGUAGUCAAUGUAGGUCUACAUGCCGUUAUACAGAUGGUACACUCCAGGAAAAUGUACAGACGGAUAAUGUAAUACCAUGGGCUUUCUCUAAUAAUAAGAUUUCAAGAUGGCGUCUGGCGGUUUGAUAACACAGAGAAUGGAUAACACGCUUUCUGUCCAGGAGCACCUAAAGGUUCAUGGUACCGGGAUCACCCCUCGACCAGAAUCAAGAGCAGGUGAUAAUGGAAGUGCAAGUAGUGUUGACGUCACUUCCGCUUCCUCGUCAAGGCCUUCGUCUGCUUCCCUGGAAAUGGCGCCAGGUGAGGCGUUCAGCGUGUUGCAGAGUGUUAUUACCAUGAACAAGGCACUUGAAGGACAAAUCGAUGCCUUAAGGCUAAGGUUGGAUGUUGAGGCCAAGCACCAUGCCUCCGAAAACGAAAGAAUAGUUAAAGAAAAGACUCGAGAAGUUGAACAGAAGGAGGAGGAAAUAGGUGAAUUAAAAGACUCAUUGGUCAACAGAGAUGACAGGAUAAACGUGUUGGUCAAAUGCACUGGUGAGAAAGAUAGGAUAAUAAAGGAAAAAUCACUUGAAUUGAAUGACCUCAAGAAACUUGUGAAACAAACUGAGGAGUAUGCUGGGAAGCUGUUCAAACAGGUCAGUAGGCUGCGUGACGACAAACGACACCUAGAAUCAGACACUUUGUAUAAAGAACAAAAUAACGAGAUACAGACGUUACGCGAGGAGCUGAAAGAGCUGAAGAACAAGUGUGCCAUAAUGGAGAAAGAACUAGAACGGGCCAAAACCAUCAUCACUCAGCAGAAUAUGAAACUCGCACAGUUUGAAAUGGAAAGGAACGAGAUGGCGAGGAACUUCAAGGAGGAGCUGGACAAGGCGUCAAGGGCCAUGAGACAGGAGGUAGAGAGGAUGAGGGAGGUCAUGAAUCAAAACUAUGAGGAGAUGAGGAACUUACGGGAGCAGAACAGAGAAAUGCAUAGUGACGUGAAGGAUAUCAAGGACCUCAUCAUGAAGGGGAAGACGCCGAGGGAGGACGUGGAGGAGGAAGCUGCUCCAUCUAAGCCAACCAGCAACAUCAACAUGAGUACCUAUAUCUUAGCUCCUAAAUCUAAGAGUCCCAAUCCUCCAAGAAGAACUCUGGAUCAUCUUAAUCAAAACAUUUCCAGACCACAGGGAGGCCCUAGUCCGUUAAUCCGGUCCAACAGUAGAGCCGCUGUGUCCUCCAGAACAUCCCCCAUCCGGGCCUCACAGAGUGGAGUGGGCAGGUCCUCCAGGUCGGUAACCAGCAGCAGUGCUAGUCAAGCUGAACUUCCGCCUAUACGUUACGGUGUAAAGGAGACCACGAGAUGGCAAUCUGCGGCCAUUCCAGAAGGAAAGACUAACCAAAGAUUUGGGGCAAAAUCAGCUAAGAGGGGUUCUGUGGUGACAAAGAAAUGAUCUCAGUAGAAAGAAGUUUAGAAUAAGGCUGUGUUGCUGGCUAUGAAAAUGUGUUGUUGGGAAAGUUGUGUGAUACGCUUUACACACUGAAUGCCAGACAUAUAUGGUGCAGAAAGUCGGAUCCAAAUAUAUAUACCUGAUCACAAUGUUACCUGCAUGGGUAAGAUGUGUCACGAAUCAUGAAUGUGUGUUUCAUUUCAUCGGAUAAUGUGUCACAAGACCGGUGCCCAACGUCAACAUUCUUGACUGAAACGUUUGAGUACGUCAGCUACAUCUUGUUAUCUGGGGAUUUUGAAUGUUGAUGGUUAAGCAACAUUUUGGAAGGCGUUGUAUUAAUAUUAAUGAAAGAAGUUGCUCUCGGGAGUUCUUGAAAGGCAUUAGGAUCUAUCCCAGUGCGGUACAUUCGUCAGCGAGGUAUUGUUCAAGACAUCACCUUCAUAGGUAAACUUAAGACAAUAAUAUUUGGUCUACAGAUGGAUAAUGCGUGCCUUAGUGACCUGUUUUAUUUCAAGUGACACUGUCGGGUUGGCCACUUGCUGAUGUGUUGAAAGUUUUACCAUUACCCCGCUGUUCGGGAUACUAAUGACAUCAGGUCUGCACUUGCCGUGGGAGCGUAGACUUCGUCUUCUGUGAUAAUAUGUAGCAUACCACGAGCCUACAAAGAAAUAACCCCUUGCCUUCCUGAUUUUGUUUAUUCCGGGUGUCAAGUGCUGUUGCUGUGGUGACCAUAGAUGAAAUGUGUGAAAGCUGGGUACUUAACUGCUUGUGUUAUGUUAGCAUUGUACACGGACACACUGGAACCCCGCUAGACGGGAACCUGUUAAUCCGAAAACUCCGUUUCCCGGACAAAUAGUUGAGAAACGUCCACAUACCUGGAUUAUCAUUUACAUAUGCGUGUACAUCGUUAGAUCUAUUAGUAAUGAUUGAACUGACAACUACAAAAGACAAAAGACGACUGCACGUGUUCAUGCAGUUUUCGACAGCAUGUGACUGCUAUUUGACAAUUUCGUCUUUGCCAAGACGGCAACGACCACACAUAAUCGGAGACGUGAUCAUGAUCAGUUGUAAACACAUCAUCUGCUGUACCCAUUGUACAUUGUAUAGGGUUUCACGUGUUGUGUUAUUGAAACUUGAAAGGAAACUCGUGUAUAUAAUGAAGGGAUUUACACCCAGCUUCUCAAAGUAUGUGACAAAGCGGGUUGGAGAACGGUGCCAACAGUAACACACGGAUCUCACCACUAUACGUUCUCUCACUCCGCGUAUUCUGGUAGACAUCUCGUGUUCUAUGUGUGGAGGCAUUACGAUGGUCUGUGAUAUAUAUUCAUGUGAUAAAAAUAAUUAUCUUCUAUGCACAACUAUUUAAACAAUCUUUGCUACUUCGUCUAGACGUUGCAUAAUUACCGUUUCUGGCAAAUUAAUGUGCUGGUAUUGGAGUAUAUCCUGAUGUCCCGCCUACUCUGCCUAUAUUUUAUGCAAUGUGUGAUGACUCAUUGCUGUGACAUCCGCACAUGCUAGAGCCUGAUAGACGGACGCAUGUGUGUUCAGGUCACCAGUCACAUGACCUUCGAUGAUACAGAGACAGCGAUAACAAACUGCUUCAUGAUCUGCACUAAACAAUCGAAAGGAAUGUUGGAACAUAGCAGCUGGGUUUUAUACUCCUCAGGGAGCUGAGAAUGAAAACCGAGUGCACACUGAUUCAUUGUGGAUUUGGAGCGUUUUAAAUAUUUAAAUAUUUUAAACAUUAUUGCUAUUCAUUUUGAAAGUUAUCAAUUUAAUAUUAAAUCUGAGGAAUUAAAAUGGAAUACAUGGAAAGUGUACAUAACCUCAGUUGAACCUUCACCGAUCGUUUAUUAGUUUACUGUACUAACCAAUAGAAGUUAAAGAAAAGGAAUACCAUAUUUCUUUAUUAUGAGUGUAACUGAUCUACAUGGCCAUUAUGAUGGGUGUUCUUAACUUCCUUUGAGUUGUAUGUUCUUGUAUCAUUUUGUCUACCAGUGUCAGUGGCAUCUAGACAUGUAUUAAAAGAGAUCAAUGCGGCAUGUUUGGAUAUACUGCACAUCAUUAGAUAGGAAUUGAGUUCAUGGAUGGACUGAAUGAUAAGACUCUUUGUCACACACAAAGUAGUAAUCGACAUUUUCCUGAACUUGGCAUUUCGUGUCAACAAUGCUUGCAUGUCAAUUAAUUGGCACAGAAAAUCUGAUCUCGAUCUCCUUAUGUAAAGUUGAGCAGUAUACCCCCACACACACCCCUCCCCCCCCCCGUGGAAAUGUGUUAUAUAUGUGUUAUUAUAGUGCUUAACGUAAUUCUAGGUGCAGAUGUCCUUUGUUAACAUGUUUGUGUCAAUGUUGUUUCGAUUCGUCUCACGCUCUGGUGAGGAAAAAGAUUAGUGUUGUUUAUCAAUAAUCACCGGUUCCGAAUCGUGACCAUCAAUACAUGGACUUUUUUUAGUCUGUGGCCUGUCAGAUAAUACCGGUGCUCGUUGCAGUCACAUAUUUGCUAUAAUCAUCAAACAAGUUUCCAUUUAUAUGUAUAAAUAUAAAAUCAAAAG
This is a messenger RNA of Haliotis rubra (blacklip abalone), 4192 nucleotides long. RefSeq names its product ELKS/Rab6-interacting/CAST family member 1-like. The coding region runs from base 319 to 1644 and encodes 441 amino acids. The record is from RefSeq and is a predicted model, not a curated record. The transcript has 3 exons. Lineage: Eukaryota; Metazoa; Mollusca; Gastropoda; Lepetellida; Haliotidae.